GACUCAACGCCUCCCCCAGCCGCGGCUUCUCUCGGGUAGGGAUUGACCAAACCACGGGGGAGGCUGGGAACCGGAACUGGGAUGGGGGAAGGCGCCCGCCCCUCUUCCGUCCUGGCCUGCGCCCGCAGCCCCCUCCUCUCCUCGUACCCUGCCUUGGUCUGUACUUUGCGGGGUCCUUCUCUGGUGCCUUUCUCCUUCCUUCUCCUGUUUUCUCCCCUUUCGCAGGCUCCCCCGACUCGCUUGUGCACAUGCCACUUCUCUCUCUUGGUUCCUAGCGUUUCGCCCAGACCCGCGGGGAAUGGGUUAAGCCAGGGGCGGUGCCUGGACGGGGCGGGGUGGAGAAAGGGGGCUGGGACCCACAGGGGAGGGGGGCGCGCAAGUGUGGGGGUGGGGGGUGGGGGCCGCGGCGCGCACUACCGGAGACCCAGCAAGCAAUGUUCUGCCCCGGGCCUGGCGGGGGCGGAGCUGCGCGGGGUCCCCACCCCCACCCGGAAUCCUCGCCCGGGAGAAGCCGGGGAGCCCCGGCGGGGAGAAGGAAGUGCUAGUCGACCCACCUCCCCGCCCUGCGCUGAUCCCGCCCCCGGCCUCCGGACUUGGGGAGCCGCCGGACUCUGCCUCGACACCAUGAGAUUCGAGACUGGAGCCCCCUCGAGGUGAAGGCGCUGAGUGCCCGGGUCCUGCCAGUCGUUAUUUGGGAAAGCCGAGGGACACCCUGCACCCCAGCACACGCAACUUCCCCGCUUUUCACCUGGACUGGCGGAGCGGCCGGCGGACUUAGACGCGGGGACUUCAGGGCAGGGGGACCACCCCCCUGCCCUGGGUGCCAGUCGAAGCGAGGGGACGUCUCCUCGCCCCCAGCUGCUCCACUCAGAUGGCGCCUCCGGCUGAGUGAGGGGGCAGCGCUCAGGACUUCCCCGCCUGGACUUCUUGCCUUCGCGGGGAAAGAUGUACGAGAGUGUGGAAGUGGGGGGACUCACCCCCACCCCUAACCCCUUCCUAGUGGUGGAUUUUUAUAAUCAGAACCGGGCCUGUUUGCUCCCGGAAAAGGGGCUACCCGCCCCGGGUCCCUACUCCACCCCGCUCCGGACUCCGCUUUGGAAUGGCUCAAACCACUCUAUUGAGACCCAGAGCAGCAGUUCCGAAGAGAUAGUGCCCAGCCCACCCUCGCCACCCCCUCUCCCCCGCAUCUACAAGCCUUGCUUUGUCUGUCAAGACAAAUCCUCAGGCUACCACUAUGGGGUCAGCGCCUGUGAGGGUUGCAAGGGCUUCUUCCGCCGCAGCAUCCAGAAGAACAUGGUGUACACGUGUCACCGGGACAAGAACUGCAUCAUCAACAAAGUGACCCGGAAUCGCUGCCAGUAUUGCCGGCUGCAGAAGUGCUUUGAAGUGGGCAUGUCCAAGGAGUCUGUGAGGAACGACCGAAACAAGAAGAAGAAGGAGGUGCCCAAGCCCGAGUGCUCUGAGAGCUACACACUGACACCGGAGGUGGGGGAGCUCAUCGAGAAGGUGCGCAAAGCACACCAGGAGACCUUCCCUGCCCUCUGCCAGCUGGGCAAAUACACUACGAACAACAGUUCAGAACAACGUGUCUCUUUGGACAUUGACCUCUGGGACAAGUUCAGUGAACUCUCCACCAAGUGCAUCAUUAAGACUGUGGAGUUUGCCAAGCAACUGCCCGGCUUCACCACCCUCACCAUUGCUGAUCAGAUCACCCUCCUCAAGGCUGCCUGCCUGGACAUCCUGAUCCUGCGGAUCUGUACUCGGUACACGCCCGAGCAGGAUACAAUGACCUUCUCGGAUGGGCUGACCCUGAAUCGGACCCAGAUGCACAACGCAGGCUUCGGCCCCCUCACCGACUUGGUGUUUGCCUUCGCCAACCAGCUGCUGCCCUUGGAGAUGGACGAUGCUGAGACUGGGCUGCUUAGUGCCAUCUGCCUCAUCUGUGGAGACCGGCAGGACCUGGAGCAGCCUGACAGGGUGGACAUGCUACAGGAACCGCUGCUUGAGGCGCUAAAGGUCUACGUGCGGAAACGGAGGCCCAACCGCCCGCACAUGUUCCCCAAGAUGCUGAUGAAGAUCACAGACCUGCGGAGCAUCAGUGCUAAGGGGGCUGAGCGGGUGAUCACGCUGAAGAUGGAGAUCCCAGGUUCCAUGCCACCACUCAUCCAGGAAAUGCUGGAGAACUCAGAGGGCCUGGACACUCUGAGUGGACAACCGGGGGGUGGGGGACGGGACGGGGGUGGCCUGGCCCCAGCGCCAGGCAGCUGUAGCCCCAGCCUCAGCCCAAGCUCAAACAGAAGCAGCCCGGCCACCCACUCUCCGUGACCGCCUGCGCCACAUGGACACAGCCCUCGCCCCACACCCCGGCUUUUCUCUGCCUUCCUACCGACCAUGUAACCCCUGCCAGCUCUGCCCCCACCUGUCUUCCCAGACAGUAUAGGGGGGACCUUUCCUGGGGAUGGAAGGAAGGAGGCAGUGAUUCCCUGGACGGAGGCCUGGGCCUUCAAUGGACUGCCUGCUCCUACAGCCUAGGCUGACGUCAGGGGCCAAGGCCGUGAACUGAGUGAGGACCCUGGUCCUGGGCCUCAGGGUUGGGCCUAGGGGCCUCGCAUUCAUCAAGAUACCCCUUUGCCCACCUUGCCACAUCUUCAUCACCAGCAAAUGCCCGGACCUGGCUCCCUGUCCUCAGAACUCACAAGCCAUUGCUCCCCAGCUGGGGAACCUCAGCCUCCCCCCUGCCUUGGUUGGUGACAGAGGGGUGGGCUAGGGGUGGGGGUUCCCCUUGUACAUACCCUGCCGUACCAACCCCCAGGUAUUAAUUCUUGCUGGUUUUGUUUUUAUUUUAAUUUUUUUUGGUUUUGAUUUUUUUAAUAAGAAUUUUCAUUUUAAGCACAUUUAUACUGAAGGAAUUUGUGCUGUGUAUUGGGGGGAGCUGGAUCCAGAGCUGAAGGGGGUGGUUCCUGAGGGAGGGGAGUGGCUCAGAGGGGCUCCCGCUCUCCCACCAUGUCCCUGUGCCCCCUUACCCUCCUCAGCCUUUUCCUCCUCAGUUUUCUCUUUAAAACUGUGAAGUACUAAUUUUCCAAGGCCUGCCAACCCCUCCCUUGUGCUAGAAGCAACCCCCCCCCAACCACUGGGUGUGGACAGCCACAGGCAGCCCCUGGAGGGAUGGCUCCAGUCCUUUGCUUGAGGGGCAGGGGAGAGUCGAAGUGAGGGGAUGGUCACAACGCAUGGAAUGUGUUUCUGCACCCUGUCUGCCUGGCCAAGCUGCCAUCCCAUCAGGGCCACAUCAUCCAGGAACCCCAGCCCCCACUGUGAAGGGUCUGACCAAGGAGCUCUGAGCUGCUCCACCCCCAGCUUCAGCCACCAGCACCCCCAAAGGUCCCCCAGACACAUGCACACACACACACACAGGCCAACAUGCACUUGGCCUGAGUUCCUCUAUUUCCCUGGCCUGCCCCCACCCCCACCUGCCCCACACAGCCCCCUUUUUGCCCCGCAGGACGGGCCUACAGGGGGUCUCCUCCCCUCACCCUUGCACCCCCAGCUGGGGGAGCUGGCUUUUCCCUAACCUCCUUGACCUGGGGUCGGGGUCUCAGCCCCCUGGAGCCCGCUGGUGCACCUGUUACUGUUGGGCUUUCCACUGAGAUCUACUGGAUAAAGAAUAAAGUUAUAUUUAUUCUA
Molecule: messenger RNA, 3681 nt
Organism: Otolemur garnettii (small-eared galago)
Lineage: Eukaryota; Metazoa; Chordata; Mammalia; Primates; Galagidae
Gene: RARA
Product: retinoic acid receptor alpha
Exons: 8
Coding region: 946-2325 (459 amino acids)
Biological process (GO): regulation of transcription by RNA polymerase II; cellular response to corticotropin-releasing hormone stimulus; retinoic acid receptor signaling pathway
Cellular component (GO): nucleus; transcription regulator complex
Molecular function (GO): nuclear glucocorticoid receptor binding; zinc ion binding; nuclear receptor activity
Source: RefSeq, a predicted model, not a curated record